Messenger RNA from Colletotrichum higginsianum IMI 349063, 2391 nucleotides. Its product is annotated as Integral membrane protein. Lineage: Eukaryota; Fungi; Ascomycota; Sordariomycetes; Glomerellales; Glomerellaceae. Bases 1 to 2391 code for a protein of 796 amino acids. The transcript is spliced from 2 exons. The record is from RefSeq and is a predicted model, not a curated record. Gene Ontology annotation, biological process: transmembrane transport.
AUGUUCGCGCAAGCCUUUGGGCUGCUAUGGCUCGCGGUCACCUGUGUCUCGGCGGCGUACGUGCAACAUCACGACUGCGGCGGCCCGGCACUUAAGAACGACAUGUUCGGUUCCCAGAGUCUAGACGCCACUCUGGUGGCAUCGGAUGACGGCCGCGAGAACCAUUUAAGUCUGCGGCUUGGCCGAUGGGUGGAAGAAGCGGAGUGCCAGGACCUUUCGCGGAUGAUAUCCGCCGCCGUCAUACAAAUCGACAUGCUCGGGCGGUCGUUCGUAUAUCGCAUUGCGACGAAUACGACGUGCAAGCGGCUCAACUAUUCUACGAAAUGGACCGCGCCGCUGGUGAGCCCGUUCAGCCUCUACAUCUCCGCUACGGAUGAUAUCGGUCAUCUCCCCCCGUUAUCGACCUUUCACGUCACUUUCCACCUCGAAGGAAACGACGCAAAAGAGGUUAGCUGCCGAGAAGCAAACAUCACCCCGGCUCUCGGCCCGACCAUCUCCUCCGCCAUCACUUACUCGACCUGGAUCCUUUUCAUUUUCGUGCUACUAGUCGGAGUUGUACGCUCCGUCUACAGCUCCCCAAUCACUCUGGAUGGCGAAGAAACGCACUCUGCUCGGGCCAUACUUCCCAAUGUCGGGGACUGCCUCCAGUACAUGCAGUUCAUCUUCCUGACGGGCGGACUCAGUCUGCGGUACCCGGGUUUCUACCAGCCCGUUGUCAGCCAUCUUAAUUGGUGGUCUCUUUUCGUCAACGGGCCAAUCACCCAUGGCCGGGUGUAUGGGAGAGUGGAAGAUGGGAUCUACGUCCUGAACGGCACCUACGGCGGCACUUACGGCAUGGAGUUGAUGACCCAGAUUGCCGGCGCGCCCAUGACGAUGGAUACGUGGCUCAAUAUGGUCGUCCUCAUGCUUGUCAUAGCAGCGAGCACCGCCUUGGUCUUCGAGGUCUUCUGCUUCGUCAACAGGAACCACAACUCGGACAGUGAGUCGUCGCGACCCGUCCGCGGCAUACGCCAGACCUGUAGCCGCGUCGUGCGUGUCAUCCUGUCGUAUUUCAUGUUCCCCUUGACGGCCCUGUCCUUCUACCAGCUCGAUCACGCCGCAUGGCUACCCGUCUACCACACAACGCUAGCUGUCGCGCUCAUUGUGGUCAUGAUGGCCGCUUUCGUUUGGCUUAUCCGACAGAUUCCAACCCGCAGCCUCGGUGUUCUCGUCUUCGACAGCACCAAGCGAUACCGACAGAUGUCCCCUUCCGAAGACUUUCAGCGGCAAGACGAGAGGUUCAUUUUUAUUCUCUUCGCCCUAACCUUCGUCCGAGGUGCGGCCAUUGGCGGUUUACAAAUUUCCGGUCCAGCGCAGCUGGCUGUCCUCGGGGCCUGUGAACUGGUUCUGCUCGCCAGUAUUGCCGGGUUCCAGGCGUACUCGACAUUCUCUGUGGGAAGCAUCGCGGCCACCAUGAGACUCUGCAGCUUGGUCUUUUUGGUUGCGUUUCUUCCCGGUCUUGCCGCCAACGGAGUCAAAAGCGCCAUCGGAUACCUUCUUCUGGCUGUCCACGGAGGCAUGCUUCUCUUUGGCUUCUUCGUUCCCGCCGUUUGUGAUCUAAAAACUAUCGUCAAGAACUGGUGGGCAGCACCAAAACCCGAUGUCUAUGGGCUUCGCCAGCUCCGUCGACGUGAGGUGUCGCGAACAAACCUGUCCUCCAUGUACACCACUGAAGGGCCUGAUACGUCGUACCCAGAGCCAGAUGAUGUUGAAGAGCCCAACACACGCUACUUGCGGCCGACGUAUCGGUCAGACACUCCCAGCACCUUGCGUCUGAACCCAUCAAACGCUUCCAGUCGGUACUUCCGACCACCGCGGUCGAGCGCGUCCCUCUCAUCGGCAGAUCAUCCCCGCAGCAUCGGCUCCUCUCUUUACACCCCUUCGAGAACUGUCUCGACAUCGACCACUUCCAACAUAGACAAGCGUUCUCUCCAGCGCUCCACGUCAACCAUGUCUCCGAGCCGGCUAUCCGAGUCCACCGAAGAAGAGGGGUCAAGCUCGCCGUCGCAAGGCUCGCACACCAGCAUCAACAGCGGCCCGCUCGGCCCACGAUGGAACGACUACUCUUUUCGGGAGUCGGAUCUUUACUACGCAGUACCCCGCCCGCCGCCCGUGGAGAGGGCUUCGGAAGAGCUGCCCCGACCGGCCGCUCCGCGCCCGUCCGUCCGUUCGUCUUCCGGGUUCUGGGCAAAGGUCACCGGUCAAGCGGGCGCCUCCGAGCAAGGGUUUCAGGUCAUUCGGCCACAGCGGGCCCCGGAACCAGGCUUUGUGGUCGUCAGGCCUAAUAGACCGAGCAGUCCCGGAAGUGGCGCCGGGGAUGGCCCCACGCGGAAACCUGUGCAAGAUGCUUAG